AUGGUGAUAAAGCAAGUCCAAGGUCACUUCCGUGGACUCAUAUCAAAGUCGAGUUCUCGGACUCCCUGGAAAAUCCUGCAGGAGUUCUGGAAGUCCUUUCAGAAAUCAAACGAUCCUCCAUCUCAACCGGACGUCAAGCACCGAUGCCCUCCUGUGUCGUCCGACGCCCCAGCCAUCAACUACAAUUGCAUUUCGGCCGUUGUCGGCUGUGAUUACAUGCACGCACCGCUAGAGAGGCUCAUUGUUGUCAAUCCUGACCCGGUGUCCGAGUCGGAGAGUAUCCGCUCGCUACGACCGUUUCUCUCACCUGCCAUGAGGUCGACCUCUCAUACCCCCUCUCAUGCGUCCACACGACCAGAGUCGGAAUCUGCGGGCAGCAUACGCUCGCUACGACCAUUCAUCUCGUCUGCAAUGCGAUCAACCUCCUUUACUCAUUCUCUCACCUCGGUGCGAAGCAAUCGUCCAGAGAGUCGUCUGUCGAAUGUCGAUGCCAGACCUGUACUGUCUGAGCCGCAGGAGGGUACUGGCUCUUUCGAAUGGAGCCAGGAAAGCAUUGAUCUAUACAACUUUUGCAUGCAAAGUGGCGUCCGGGCCCAGCGCAGCCGCAACUUGCCCCCAGGCUUGUUCUAUCUACCUGACAGUUGUGGAUAG
Molecule: messenger RNA, 651 nt
Organism: Aspergillus saccharolyticus JOP 1030-1
Lineage: Eukaryota; Fungi; Ascomycota; Eurotiomycetes; Eurotiales; Aspergillaceae
Exons: 1
Coding region: 1-651 (216 amino acids)
Source: RefSeq, a predicted model, not a curated record